Molecule: messenger RNA, 886 nt
Organism: Elephantulus edwardii (Cape elephant shrew)
Lineage: Eukaryota; Metazoa; Chordata; Mammalia; Macroscelidea; Macroscelididae
Gene: ESD
Product: esterase D
Exons: 8
Coding region: 2-850 (282 amino acids)
Biological process (GO): formaldehyde catabolic process
Cellular component (GO): cytosol
Molecular function (GO): S-formylglutathione hydrolase activity
Source: RefSeq, a predicted model, not a curated record
AAUGGCAUUGAAACAGAUAUCCAGCAACAAGUGCUUUGGGGGCUUACAGAAAGUGUUUGAACAUGACAGUGUUGAACUGAACUGCAAAAUGAAAUUUGCUGUCUAUUUACCACCAAAGGCAGAAACUGGAAAAUGCCCUGCACUGUAUUGGCUGUCUGGCUUGACUUGCACAGAACAGAAUUUUAUAUCAAAAUCUGGUUAUCAUCAGGCAGCCUCAGAACAUGGCCUUAUUGUCAUUGCUCCAGAUACCAGCCCUCGUGGCUGCAGUAUUCAAGGAGAAGAUGACAGCUGGGACUUUGGCACUGGUGCGGGCUUUUAUGUGGAUGCCACUGAAAAUCCUUGGAAAACGCACUACAGAAUGUACUCUUACAUAACACAAGAGCUUCCUACACUCAUAAAUGCCAGUUUUCCAGUGGAUCCCCAAAGAAUGUCUAUUUUUGGCCAUUCCAUGGGAGGUCAUGGAGCUCUGAUUUGUGCUUUGAAGAAUCCUGGAAAAUACAAAUCCGUUUCAGCAUUUGCUCCAAUUUGCAACCCAGUGCUCUGUCCUUGGGGCAAAAAAGCCUUUGGUGGAUAUUUGGGGUCAGAUCAAAGUAAGUGGAAGGCUUAUGAUGCUACCCAUCUUGUGAAGUCCUAUCCAGGUUCUCAGUUGGACAUACUGAUUGAUCAAGGAAAAGAUGACCAGUUCCUUGCAGAUGGCCAGUUACUUCCCGAUAACUUCAUAGCUGCCUGCACAGAAAAGAAAAUCCCUGUUGUUUUUAGAUUGCAAGAGGGUUAUGAUCACAGCUACUAUUUCAUUGCAACCUUCAUUAGUGAUCACAUCCGACACCAUGCAAAAUACCUGAAUGCUUGAAGAGCUAGAAGCACUUCAGAAUCAUAAAUGUUCUAA